Messenger RNA from Dendroctonus ponderosae (mountain pine beetle), 1124 nucleotides. RefSeq lists its product as uncharacterized. Lineage: Eukaryota; Metazoa; Arthropoda; Insecta; Coleoptera; Curculionidae. The coding region runs from base 127 to 1086 and encodes 319 amino acids. The transcript is spliced from 4 exons. The record is from RefSeq and is a predicted model, not a curated record.
GCGACGCUGGAUGCAAACAGGCCAAAACAAUCCAUAUCGCGAGCCCUAGUUGGCUGCUAAUCGCCCACUAGAUAAGCGCGAUUAUUUGCAAAAAAUAGCAAAUUCCGUCAGUUUAUCGAGUGCGGGAUGCAAAGCCCCAGUGAUUUGAGCGAUGUGGGCGCCCAGGGGCGCCUCAGGGAGCUUUCGGGGGACGCGCAAAUAGUUGGGCGCCUACGGCAGGCCCUGCUGUCCUGGGACCACCGCGCCACGCCCACUUUGGACGGGUUCCUGCAGGAUGUUCCGCAGGCUGCCCAGGAGCUGGCGGCGCUGUUUUGGCCCCAACAGGACCUGCAGGGGCUGCAGCCCCUGCUGGAGGCGUUUGUGCACCGUGAAGUAUACGAUUGGGUGUUCGGCCUGAUCAAGCCGACGUUGGCUGCAGAGGACUGGCGGCUGUAUGGGCUGUCCAGGGAGUUUUGCCAUCGCAAUGGCAGUCCGAAGCAACUGGGGGCCACGUUCUACAACUUUGUGCCCAAUGCUGCUGUGGUGGAGCUGAGCACGCUGCCCACUAAACGGACGCCACUGGAAAAACUCCACUGCCUCCAGAGCUCGUACGAUUACAUUUUCGCCGAAGUGAAGGGAGCCCUCAUUUCCGUCAUUGCCAAAUACUCAGGUACGCCCCUGUUUCCAAACUCCAAAGAUGAGAAAAAUCGAAAAAAUCCAAAAACCCCAGACAAAGAACUCGAGCUGCCGCUGAUCAGCAACGAGGAGGCCGCGCCCAUCCUGAUGGCGGUUAUCAUGAAGUCGAAACUUUUCUACGCCCACAGCGAGUUGGCCUACAUCCGCACCCUUGGGCGGGGCCUGCUGGAAAGCCACGCCCACCUCAGGCAAAUCUUCGCGAAGUUCGAAGAGGCGCUGGAGCGCAUCCAGCGCCAGCCAAUCAGUGACGCGAUGGGCGACCAGCUGGCCAAUCAGAUGGACGUAUGCGAGACCAUCGAGUUUGUGCAGCGAUCUGCGGCCAAGCAGCCGAAAAAGACGAUUUUUGCUGAAGAAACGGGGCGCGUCGCCCGCUUGAUCACGGCCGCCACCACUGAAACCCUCAAUUUUUGAUGUGCUUUUUUCUGGACAAUAAAACCGGUUUUAUCUAA